GCUUGACUUCAGCAAAGCAUUCGACACUGUAGCCCAUGAGAGAUUACUUCAUAAAAUAGAACACUACGGGAUUAGAGAUAACACCUUGACAUGGAUCAGAACAUGGUUAACCAUGGAGGAAGGAAUUAACAGGAGUUUGAACGACCAUAGGAUCAAAGGUUCAGGGUUCGUUGCCGCGGUCGUAAAAACAGCAGCAGUCCAGAUCGGAUAAACACCCGCGAGCGCUAUCAGUAAAUCAAUUAGCGGCCGCGACCGCAGCCCGGACACUCGCCGCAAAGCAUUAUGGGAUUGCCACGCAUGCGUACUGCGCCCGCGCCAUGUUGUAAAAUGGCGGCGCACGGUAAGGACGAUUUUGUUACAGGCUCCGAUUUGAGCGAUUUGAGCGACGUUUCUGACGAAGAAUUCGAUGAAAAUGAGGUGGCAGAACUCGACUACGAGUCCGAAGAUGACGGUCGGCAGUAUUGUGUGUGUGGGGAGCCUUCAACCAUGGAGAUGAUCGCGUGCGAUGAUGAUCAGUGUACCGUUGUGUGGUGGCACUAUAGCUGCGCCGGUGUUUGUGCCGAUACAAUCCCAGACACCUGGGUUUGUAGUCGAUGCCUCCCUGGAACGACUGAAGAAAUAGAUUCAUCUCCUGGUCCUGAUCCUACAGUUUCAAGACCACCUCGUUCUCAGAAAACCAGACAGAAACCAAAGAAGACAUCUGAGACUACAGAUGCAGUGACCACAGACGCACUGCCAUCAGCAAAAAAAGACAAAAAAGCUUGA
Patiria miniata (bat star) is the source of this 765-nucleotide messenger RNA. Its product is annotated as inhibitor of growth protein 1-like. The record is from RefSeq and is a predicted model, not a curated record. The transcript is spliced from 2 exons. NCBI's taxonomy places the organism in Eukaryota, Metazoa, Echinodermata, Asteroidea, Valvatida, Asterinidae. Bases 283 to 765 code for a protein of 160 amino acids.